AUGUUCUUCAUGAUGCAAAAACGAGGCCCGGCAGCCGGUUCAUCGGAAAAGCCGCGGCGGCCCCGGAAAUUGCUCACCACUUGUCGCCAGACCGACAAAAUUACGCCCUGGCGAUCCUGCGUCACCUACUACCCGCAAAGCACCUCAUCGGGGCUGGCCAACGCGACGGCAAUCCCGGCCCAGGUGGCCCCGACCCAUCAACAUCAACAUCAGCAGAACGGCUACGGAUCACCGAAUAGGAAUUUCGAUUCGAACAUUAACGGCAAGGCGACGACCAACGGGCACACAGCGAGAUCUUAUGAGAAUGCCCGCGCCCCGCCGCCAACUAUGAGAAAACUUCAGCACGCUUCAUAUUCUAUAGAGGACGUAGAGGGGCUGCCAGAGCCUCCGUCUUAUUCAAUUGCUAUGCAAAGAUUAAAACAACUUCAAAAUCAGUGGGAUCGGCGACCGAACUCGGCGAGUCCGCUGCACGGUCGACCAUCACUUGCUCAAUCGAAUUCCGUCGGCCCGUCACCACCAAUCCCAGUCAGCCAAACAUCCGGGAGCAGCUACAACAGCCCGGUCCUCGGCACCAAGAUCAGCUCCCAGCUCAGCCAGCCGAGGUCGAAUUUUGGGGAAAUUUCGAGAGAGUCCCUACGCGACUCGGUGAUUCGGCAUUCUGUCGAGAAUACGUUGAAUCGACAGUUCCGAAAUCGGUCGGCUUCCCUUCCACGCGGGACCCAUUUGUACGACUACGAGGCGAUGAAUGAAUUUAUACCAACGCCGGCGCGUGUGUAUGAUCUACAGCAGUUCAACCGUCUGACCCCAGCCGAACAAAUGGCCGGCAGCCUCGAUAAUCUGCACAUCAACACGCAGUUCGAGAUGGAGACCGAUCUGGCGGGGAGGAGGAGGUUACCAGCUCCACCUCCUGGAGUCGUCAACCAACAGUUCGGGUCGGAUUCGGAGAUGCUUGAUCCGGUUGGGAGGCAGCCAGCGUAUUCGAGACAGAGAAGGUGCCGCCGGAUGGGGAUGAACGGUCGUCGAUCUGCUAGUGUGGGUCGAUAUGAGGAUUCUCCCGAGCAACUGCCAUAUACGGACUAUGAUUUUGGAGGCGGCGUUGAACAAGCCGUUCGAGCACAACUGAUCGCCUUGGAUCAGCGCGGCUUCCGAAGUGUCAUCGUGCAGAAGCUCCAGCCCGGGCCAUUUGGCUUUUACAUCGCCACGGGAAUGCUAAAUGGCCAACGAGGUAUCUUCAUCUCGCGCGUCUCGAUCCCAUCCUUGUCACCUGUACUCUCCGUUGGCGACGAAAUUCUCUACGUCGACGACGAGCUGGUGAAGGGCCGUACGCUGGAGUACGUGCAGACGUUGAUCGCCGGAAAAACUCAAGUCUAUAUCGUCACGUUGCCCUCCGUCGGCGGGCCGGCUGUAUGU
Mesorhabditis spiculigera is the source of this 1410-nucleotide messenger RNA. The record is from the annotation of a GenBank genome assembly. Lineage: Eukaryota; Metazoa; Nematoda; Chromadorea; Rhabditida; Rhabditidae.